AUGGUUCUACUCGGCGGCCUUGAAGUCCUCGCGGCAGGCUACCUUUUAAAACAACAUCUUAAACACAAAGAGGAGAAGCAGCGUCUCGAAAUUGAAGCUUUGAACCUCGAAGAACAGUCUUAUCGCAUUUAUUCUUCCGAUCGCGCCGGUCCUUCGCAUCGAAGACGAAGACAUUCACAUGAGAGAGAGCAUUAUCACGCACAUGAUAGGGAUAAGGGUAGGGAAAGAGGGAGGGAAAGGAGUAAGGAGCACAGACACAGAGGUAGAUACUCAUCCGAAAGUAAAUACAAACAUGACAAUAGAGAGCGAGAUGAUCGAAGGGAUGAGCGCAGAGAUGACAAGAGGGAAAGUAGAGAUGAUAAGAGGAGAAGUAGAGAGGAUUUGAGGUAUAGCAACUCGCCGCCAGGAAAAGGCUAUUAUGCGCCGCCAUCGGGACAUAAGUCAUACUCGCACUCUCAAAAAUCAGGACAUCCACCUAUUGGCGCACCGUCAACACAAUGGAUUCCUCCUCCGCCUCCACAACAUCGCACGAACAGCCCACCUAUCAUCACCACGUCUCCCCCUUCCGCUCAUCACCCUCAGCCUUCUUACAAAUCAUCCUCGCACUCUCUCCACCCAACUUUUGCAAAUGAACCAUAUGCAUAUCCGCCCGAGAAAUUGCCCGAGUCAAUGCUGAGACCUGGUGCGCCAACUCGAGGCCGUUCAUCAUCUGCGCCUGGCCACAUAUAUGAGAGUCCAAGAGCAAAUACAUCAAGAGUAAGGAUUGUGGUUCCAGGGGAGGAUGAACUCACAAUUCCAGGCGAAACAAGAGAUCCGCCACCUGCAUAUGAAGAAGUAGGAAAGAGGCAUUGA
Molecule: messenger RNA, 852 nt
Organism: Sclerotinia sclerotiorum 1980 UF-70
Lineage: Eukaryota; Fungi; Ascomycota; Leotiomycetes; Helotiales; Sclerotiniaceae
Exons: 1
Coding region: 1-852 (283 amino acids)
Source: RefSeq, a predicted model, not a curated record